AUGCAGGUAACAUCUUGGCACUCCUACGUGCUCUCGGGCAGCCCCGAGAUCGGCUCGCCAUGCCUCGAGAGUGAGAAGGGCAGCCCAAUCCCAACGGCCCGACAGGCCAUUGUUGCGCAGGCGACGCAAGUUGCAACGCCGGUGGCAACGCCGAUGGCAGCUGCUGUGGCAAUGCCUGCGGCGCUGCCGGUGCCUAUUCGACGACCGGUCGUGGUCAAUCAUCUGCCUCAAAAGUUCAUGCCCUGCCCUUACCCGGCGAGGAGUGCGCAGGCGGUGCCGCAGACCCGCGUGACGCCGGUCGGUGGCAUCAAGUGGGUGCGCGUGAUCCCAGGAGUGCCAGCGCCGCGACUUCCCCAACCGACGGUGGUGGUGCACUAUCUGCCAGUGGCCCGAGUUCUUGCGCCCACGGCAAGCUACAGUCCGCUGGCUCAGGGCAUGGAGUGCAGAGAGGCAUGUUGUUGUGCUGCAUCCGCGUUGUCCCUCCGCUAG
Molecule: messenger RNA, 489 nt
Organism: Symbiodinium natans
Lineage: Eukaryota; Dinophyceae; Suessiales; Symbiodiniaceae
Source: the annotation of a GenBank genome assembly